UUCUUCGACAUAUAUUUCCAUGUUCAUUAAUACUACGUAUGAGAGGUUGAGUAUUUGUAGAACUUGACAUACGUGCUUGCACCUCAGGAACGUGUUUCUGACACCUAUUUCUCUUCAGUAGGGAUAUGUCCUCAGCACCAACUACUCCUCCAUCAGUGGAUAAAGUAGACGGAUUUUCUCGGAAGUCCGUCAGAAAAGCCAGACAGAAGAGGUCACAAAGUUCCUCACAGUUUAGGUCUCAAGGCAAGCCUAUUGAGUUAACACCUCUGCCACUGCUGAAAGACGUUCCAACCUCAGAGCAGCCUGAACUGUUCCUAAAGAAACUGCAGCAGUGCUGUGUCAUUUUUGACUUCAUGGACACCCUAUCUGAUCUUAAAAUGAAAGAAUACAAGCGCUCCACUCUUAGUGAACUGGUGGACUACAUUACAAUAAGCAGAGGCUGUUUGACAGAGCAGACUUACCCUGAAGUAGUUAGAAUGGUAUCUUGCAAUAUAUUCAGAACUCUCCCUCCCAGUGACAGCAAUGAAUUUGAUCCAGAAGAAGACGAACCUACCCUGGAGGCCUCGUGGCCACACCUACAGCUUGUAUAUGAAUUUUUCAUACGAUUUUUGGAAAGCCAAGAAUUCCAACCCAGCAUUGCCAAAAAGUACAUAGAUCAGAAAUUUGUAUUGCAGCUUUUGGAACUAUUUGACAGUGAAGACCCUCGGGAACGGGACUACUUAAAGACAGUUUUACACAGAAUUUAUGGCAAGUUUCUUGGUCUUAGAGCAUUUAUCCGAAAACAGAUUAACAAUAUUUUUCUAAGGUUUGUUUAUGAAACAGAACACUUCAAUGGCGUAGCUGAACUGUUGGAAAUAUUAGGAAGUAUUAUCAAUGGCUUUGCUUUACCUCUGAAGGCAGAACACAAACAGUUUCUGGUGAAGGUGUUGAUCCCUUUACACACGGUCAGGAGUUUAUCACUCUUCCACGCCCAGUUGGCAUAUUGUAUAGUACAGUUUCUGGAGAAAGAUCCUUCACUAACAGAACCAGUUAUUAGGGGGUUAAUGAAAUUUUGGCCUAAAACAUGCAGUCAAAAAGAGGUCAUGUUCCUUGGGGAGCUAGAAGAAAUUCUGGAUGUGAUUGAACCAUCACAAUUUAUUAAAAUUCAAGAACCUUUGUUUAAACAAAUUGCCAAGUGUGUAUCCAGCCCCCAUUUUCAGGUGGCAGAAAGAGCUCUCUAUUAUUGGAAUAAUGAGUACAUCAUGAGUUUGAUAGAAGAAAACUCCAAUGUCAUCCUUCCCAUCAUGUUUUCCAGCCUUUAUAGGAUUUCAAAAGAACAUUGGAAUCCGGCUAUUGUGGCACUAGUGUACAAUGUGUUGAAGGCAUUUAUGGAGAUGAACAGCUCCAUGUUUGAUGAACUCACAGCAACGUACAAGUCAGAUCGGCAGCGUGAGAAAAAGAAAGAAAAAGAGCGUGAAGAAUUGUGGAAAAAAUUGGAGGAUCUGGAGUUAAAGAGAGGUCUUAGACGUGAUGGGAUAAUUCCAACUUAACAAAAAUCUGACACAGUACUAACCUGUGGAAUCACACCUUCAUGUAGUAGAAGAUGGAGCAACAGUUUUCUGUGUUGUGCAACUUUACAGUAGAUUUCACAUUUGUUUCAUUAUUACAACAGCACUGUAUAUACCCUGUCUCUAAGUAAAAGAAAAAAAAAAUAAGGACUUCAAUCCAAAGUUUGGACAGUAGAUGGACUUCUCAGAACUUUGCAAACAUAAUCAUUGUUUUAACCCUCUUAAAAACAGACAGAAAAGCAGUCUUCAAAGAUCUGUUGAUGAAAUUGCUAUGUUAAAAUUCCAUUAUCAGGAGGAGUUCCUUAUUUAUCACUAGCAGAGAUAUGAUACCAUUUGCAAAUGUGAACAAUCUUAAAUUCAACUUGUCUUUCUGCUAAGUUGGUAAAUGUAUUUAUAGGAAAGAAAGGGGGAAAAAAGACUGUCAUUUCCUUAUGAGUUUGUGUAGCUUCUUCCUCUGGAUAACUUGACUGUAACUUGACAUCGUUUCCUUUUGCACAUCUUCAUGAGUUAAAUGUCCAUGUGGAAAAGGGCCAUGCAUUGUAACGGUCCCUGAUGAAAGUUUUGUCUACUGGAGUAAACAUCUUUCCAGUAACCAGGUAGUCCUGGUACUCCUCUAGGUUUAAAAUUAGGAGUUAAAAGAGAAGAGGUGAUAAACAUGGUAGGAAAGGGAAUUUUGGAUUCACGCAGAAGUUUAUGGUGAAUCCAAAUCAAUGUCUUGAAUCCUUUGAAAACAGGCACUGGGACAUCACAGGCUUCAGUACCUGAGCAGUAUUAGUUGCAUACAUCAUUGAAAAUAUGUACCAGAGGUGUUUUAGAAAAGUCAGAAAAACAUCCUUUUGCACCAUAUGACAUAAGAAAGACAAACACUAAAGCAUACAACCAUGAAAUUGAUCGCCAGGAUUGCGAAUCUGAUUGGGAAAAGAGAUGAGCAAGCAGCUUGGACUGUUUGGAUUUGUUGCCUUACUUUUUAAUAUGUAUUUAUAAAGUAUUUCAGCAAAAGAGGAUGUAGCCUCUGGGAAAAAGACAAACAUGUUACAGUGUUUUUUGUAGAUUCUCGUUCUGUAUCUCAUCACAACGCCAGCCCUGUUUUUAGCCAGAAAGGAUUCAGGAUUGACAUUAUGCAUUCUGAAUGGGAUGCAUAUUCCUAACUACUGUAUUUGUUACCAAAAGUGGUUCUACAAAUGCUACUGAAAAAUCUGGAAAUCUCUAAUGUCCUGAGUAUUAAUAAUAAAGUUUAAAAAUGCUUUUAUAUCAAAGGUGCAUUGUGACCAAAUUGUUUAAGAAAAAGCAAAAACAAAAUCUAGGGCUGUAUUAUAGGUAGAUCUUACUGGCUGUCUGCUUUGUAUUAGAAGAGGAAUCUCGCGUCUUGGGUAGGUAACUUGCUGAUAGAACUUGUGUACAAUAUGUGCUUACCCACUGCGGUUGCAGUGUUGUGUACUGAAAGAUUUGUGCUCUGGGAUUUGUUUCCUGGACGCUUUUGCUCGUUACAGGCAUGGCAGCAGUGAGAUGAUAAUCCCGAACCAUCACUUCUAACAGUACUCACGGUAUAGAGCUGAUUCUAUGUUCAUACGUUGAGUUGUGAUAGUAGCAAACAUGAACAUAGGAGCUGUUGUUGCUCUUAAUUAGAAAUGCAAUAUAAAUAUGGGCUUGUAUAUUUUCUUCCUUCCAUUUAAAUAUAAAGUAGAAUUUGCAGUUUGUUUCCAAGAAAAAGGGAAAAAAAAAAAAAGCUGCUGACCUUACUCCCCUAUGACGUGUUUCCAUUUUACCGAUCAGGUCACAGUGUAUAUAUAAAGUCAGCUAAUUAUGGAUAUUGUUAUCUAGGUAAUUUUCUAAGAAGUGAAAACAAAACCAAAAUCUAGCUUUGUUAAUUCCUAAGAAACAGCAAUUUACAAAGUCAUAUGCACCGGGCUAGGGAUUUAGCUCAACAGUUUGGUGGCCUGCCUUGCAAGCGCAAAGACCCGAAUUCAA
Fukomys damarensis (Damara mole-rat) is the source of this 3515-nucleotide messenger RNA. RefSeq names its product protein phosphatase 2 regulatory subunit B'epsilon (gene Ppp2r5e). The transcript has 13 exons. The coding region runs from base 126 to 1529 and encodes 467 amino acids. Lineage: Eukaryota; Metazoa; Chordata; Mammalia; Rodentia; Bathyergidae. Gene Ontology annotation, molecular function: protein phosphatase activator activity. The record is from RefSeq and is a predicted model, not a curated record. Gene Ontology annotation, biological process: protein dephosphorylation; signal transduction. Gene Ontology annotation, cellular component: protein phosphatase type 2A complex; cytosol; nucleus.